AUGAAACAACUCGAGCGAGUAUAUUUAAUGAAUGUUUUUCUACAUCUAAAAACUUUCAGUGAUGUUUUGAAUAUAAUAAAUGUCAAUAAAAAAUGCAAACAAUCAAUUGAAGAUCUAAAAGUCAAUCCAUGGCUUAUAAAUUCAACAGAAAUCGAAAAGUAUUUUAAUUAUUUUACUCCGACAACACUAAAUUGUAAUCAUUUAGAAAUAAAUGAACAAAUUAUACAGCGUGCAGAGUUGUUAAAAAAUUGGUAUAUACCGCCCGAUAAAAAAUUAAAAGUUUUUUAUAUAUCUAAAAUGCGUAACUUUAAUAUCAAUUUUUUUUCUCAAAACCUUGUUGUUGAAGUUGUGAAUGUCAUUGUUAAAAUAUCCAGAUUAGAAUGUUCUCCAAAUUUUUACUAUAAAUUUAUAAAACUGUUUAAAAAAUCAAACAAAAAUUUAACUGAUUUUCCUCGUUCUGUAAUAAUUAACUUUACAUAUGAUAAUGAACGUUUAAUUUAUGGUAUAGAAUAUCUCCAUAUGUAUAGAGAAAAACUUGAUGAAUUAUUAAAAUGCAUCGACCGUUCCGUAAAAGAAUAUUCUACAAGUGUUAUAUGUAUGUGGUGUUCACUACGUAGAAAAGAAAUAUAUACACCUGAAUCGUAUGUUUUAAUUGUAGCAGAAUUAUACAUUCCAAAAAUGACGCAUUGUCAACAUUAUUUCGAUAGUUAUAUACCAAAAACAAUAUCAGGCAAAGUAAAACCUACAGAUGUUUCGAAAGGAGUUGGGUUUUAUUUUGGUUACACAGAGGAAAUUGAUACUGAAGAGCGGACAAAACAACUUUUUCAAAAUAUGACAAUAAUUACAAAAAAAACUUUAGCUUCAAAAAUUGGAUUUAAUAUUGAAAUAGAGCCUCUUAUUGAUUUGUCAAAAUUUGUUGUUCAAGAUUUUGUGAAAUCAAUCAAAUUGAGUUAUUUUGAUGUAUAUAAUCCGUUUAGUUGUUAUUUUUUCAAAGAUCGUGUGUUUGGUCAAUGCACAUUUCCUAGUCAUUCACAAAUCAAACAUGUAACGCUCAAAUCAAUUUUACUUGUUUUGAGCGAAAAGGAAGUAUUUCCAACUGUUACAAAAGUCAAACUUUACUACACUGCUACAUGUAUUAAAAAUUCACAUUUAGAAGUUGUCGAAACUUUGACAAAAAACGAACUUUUUUUCCUCGAAUGA
Molecule: messenger RNA, 1200 nt
Organism: Entamoeba invadens IP1
Lineage: Eukaryota; Evosea; Mastigamoebida; Endamoebidae
Exons: 1
Coding region: 1-1200 (399 amino acids)
Source: RefSeq, a predicted model, not a curated record